AUGUCUUUAUCGAAUGAUGAUAAUGAAUUAAAGGAAAGUAGAUUGUUUCCAAUAGGUUUUAAAAAUGAGUUUUGCACUUUUUUGGAGAAGCCUCAAAGAUCAAUUUCUGAGAAAGAUGUCAUUUUGAAUAAAUUGAACGAACCCUUAAACGAAGAUAUUAAAGCUCUUGAACUACAUAUGUUUGGAUUAGUGACCUCACAUUGGAGAAGUUCCAGAAAAUAUAUCUUAACUGGUAAUAAGCAGAAAAAUAAUACGGAGGGAUCUUUGAGUCCAAAUAAUGAAGGUAUUGAAAAGAUUUUUGAUAUCCUUAAAUUGUCGAUGUAUUUUGCAGAAAAUGAAGACGCCACAUCCUUGAAUGAGUUAUGGAACAAAAUUAAGAAUCUAGAUAGUGGAAUGCUUACUUUAGUAGUAUCCUUAUUUAAUCAAAUGUGUAUGAUUACAAACUAUGCUGAAUCUGCCCAAAGAAUACGUCAAUGCAGACGAUUCGAGCGUGAGAUUUCCUCAAUCUUGGAUCAAUCUCAGAUUUGUGCGUCAAAUAAACCAAAUUCAAAUACAGAUAUAAUAUCUGCUCAUUCUCUCAGAGUUACCAUUAAAAAGCUUCUUCAGGCUGGGUUUAGUAAGGAACAGAUUUACCAAUCAAUUUGUGAGCAGGAAGUUGAUUUGGUUGUUACUGCUCAUCCAACCCAGGCUCAAAGAAUAUCUGUAAUAAAAUGUUGUCAAAAAAUUGGAGGGAUAAUUAUAUAUUUGGAUAGAGAUGACUUAACCCCGUUUGAAAUUAAUAAUGCAAAACAUGAGCUUCAAAGAACAAUGGCUAUGCUAUGGAAUGUAGAUACCCUUAGAAGAGCUAGGCCAACACCAGUAGAUGAGGUUCAGAAUACUUUGAAUACUAUUGAAGAGACAGUUUUUAGUACAUUACCAACCUUUCUUAGAAAAAUUGAUGAAAUUUUGAAUGAUUUUGGAAUGGAACCCUUACCACCAACAAAAACAUUAUUUAAAUAUUCAUCAUGGGUUGGUGGAGACAGAGAUGGAAAUCCAUAUGUUACAGCCAAAGUAACCAGAUUAUCAGUGAUAAAUAUGAGACUCAGAGCAUGCAAUUUAUUUUUACACAAGAUUGAAGAGUUAAUGUAUGAAAUCCCUGUCAUUUCUGCUCAUGAAAAGUUAAAAAAUUAUGUUGAAAAUCUUCCAGAUAUUGAAUUCUAUGUUAAGCCUACUUCUUAUGAUUCCCUGAAUAAUUCUGGAUGUAUCACUAGCGAUGCAACAGUGGGAUUACGUCCUUUUAUGGGCUUUAUUUCGGAGUAUGAGCUUUAUAGAAGACUUUUACAUCACAUACGUAUUAGACUUAUUGCAACGAGGGAUUACUAUUUGGAUGCAUUAAAUUUUGGGCACUCUGUUAACUCUGAAACAAGAAGAGCUUUAGCAUACCACUCAACUGAACAGAUUCUUGAACCACUAAUUCUCAUGUACAAUGCUUUGGAGGAUUAUGAUCAGGAAAUUAAGACUAACUUUAAAGACGGUCUUCUUCCUGGAACCAAAAUUUCAGUUCCAUGGAUAAGUGAGUCAAGCUCAGUAUCGGCAAAGCUUGGGAGAGGAUUACUUUUGGACGUUAUCAGACAAAUUUCUGCGUUUGGACUUUCUUUAAUGAGAUUGGAUAUUCGUCAAGAAGCAUCUAAACAUGAAAAAGCCAUGGAUGAAAUUUGUAGAUACCUUGAGAUUGGAAAUUACUCUGAAUUCCCUGAAGAAAAAAAACAAGAAUUCCUUUUAAAUUGUCUCAAAUCUAAAAGACCUUUAAUUCCCUACAGACUGAACUGGUCCAAAGAAACUACUGAGAUUCUAGAUACCUUCUAUGAAUGCUCUCAUCUUGGAGCUGAGGCUUUGGGGUCUUAUAUAAUAUCUAUGUGUAUGAAACCUUCUGAUAUUCUUUGUGUUCAUGUUUUCCAAAAAGAAUAUUUUUCCACAAUUAGUGCUGAUAGCGAAUUCCAUGCAGAAAUCCACGAUCUUAAUAAGUUUAUUAAAAGAAGAAGCUCAAGCAUUUCUAAUAAUAACAACUCAAAUGUUGCAGUUAACAAUCAAGCAUCUAAUACCGCAGUUAAAAGUGAUACAAUCAAAAACGGAAAUAUUUCUCCAAGCAUUCAUGAUUCUCCAAAAUCUUCAGCUGCUAUAUUAUCCUCAAUUGCAUCAAAGAGAAUGAGAGUAGUACCUUUAUUGGAAACUGUUGAAGCAUUAAACAAUGCAGAAAAGACUUUGGAAACAUUAUUAUCAAAUGAAUGGUAUUUAAAUUAUGUUAAGACUGUAGAUAAAGGUAUAGUAGAAGUAAUGAUUGGAUAUUCUGAUAGCAGUAAAGAUGGAGGUAGAUUAACUUCUGGAUGGCAACUUUAUAAUGCUCAAGAAAGACUUACAAAUAUUGCUACAAGAUUUGGCGUAGAAAUGGUCUUUUUCCACGGAAGAGGAGGAAGUAUUGGAAGAGGAGGUGGCCCUCAACACUUAGCCAUAUUAAGCCAGCCUCCCAAUACUAUUACAUCCCUGAUGAGAAUUACAGUUCAAGGAGAAGCAAUCACACAAUCUUUCGGUCUUUCAGAAAUAGCAUUCAAAACAUGGGAGAUUUACUGUUCAGCAAUUUUGGAAUCUAGAAUUAGUGCUCUAGAUACUCCAAAUAUCAAUAAUUGUGAGUUAAGUAAGAAUCUUAGAUAUCAAACAAAAGUUAAAGAUUCUUGGAGAGAACUACUUGAUCAAAUGAGUGAUCUAUCAAUGAAAGAAUACCGAAAAAUUGUUUUUGGUGAAGGUAACCCAGAUUUUACUUCUGAUGAAUUUGUUGCAUACUUCAGAAAUGUUACCCCUGAAAAAGAAAUCAGUGAGCUUAACUUAGGAAGCAGACCAUCAAAGAGGAAAACUGGAGGUAUUGAAACUUUAAGAGCAAUUCCAUGGGUAUUUGCUUGGACACAAGUUAGGUCUCAUCUUCCAGUAUGGUUGGGAUUAAGUGCAGCUUUGGAAGAAAUGAAGAAACAAAACAAAUUAAAUUUAGUCACAGAAAUGUACGAAAAUUGGCCAUUUAUAAAAAGCUUUUUUGAUUUAGUAUCUAUGAUUUUGUUGAAAGCUGAUGUACAUAUCUUUGACUUGUAUAACCGUAUUUUAGCUCCUCCUGAGUUACAAAAGAUUGGAAAUCUUUUAAUUUCAAAGCUUAAAGAUACAAUUAAAUUGGUUAUGGAAGUAACUAAAGAAAAACAAUUAUUGGAUUCUGACUUUGUUACUAGAAAAGCCAUUUUACUUAGAUUUUCCUGGUUAGCUCCAUGUCAUCUUGUCCAAAUUGAGUGUAUUAAUCGCAGAAGAAAAAUUCUAAGUUCAUCUGUAAGUACUGAUCAAAUAAAUGAAAUAGAACUAAGCAAAAUUGAAAAUGCUCUUAAAAUUUCGAUUCAAUCAAUAUCAGCAGGGAUGAAAUUCACAGGAUAA
Molecule: messenger RNA, 3444 nt
Organism: Cryptosporidium ubiquitum
Lineage: Eukaryota; Apicomplexa; Conoidasida; Eucoccidiorida; Cryptosporidiidae
Product: phosphoenolpyruvate carboxylase
Exons: 1
Coding region: 1-3444 (1147 amino acids)
Biological process (GO): carbon fixation; tricarboxylic acid cycle
Cellular component (GO): cytosol
Molecular function (GO): phosphoenolpyruvate carboxylase activity
Source: RefSeq, a predicted model, not a curated record